This is a messenger RNA of Syzygium oleosum, 1305 nucleotides long. RefSeq lists its product as uncharacterized. Gene Ontology annotation, cellular component: mitochondrion. The record is from RefSeq and is a predicted model, not a curated record. The transcript has 6 exons. NCBI's taxonomy places the organism in Eukaryota, Viridiplantae, Streptophyta, Magnoliopsida, Myrtales, Myrtaceae. Gene Ontology annotation, molecular function: prostaglandin-E synthase activity. Bases 16 to 1062 code for a protein of 348 amino acids.
CGUCACUCCGCCGCAAUGAGAAGGGCUUCCUCCGUCGCCCUCGCCGCCCCCUCCUCCUUCCUCUCCCGCGUCCUCGCCUCCCCCGCCGGCGGCUCCUCCGCCGCCUCCGUCCACCCCCACCGCCGCCACCGCCUCCUCCAGGCGGCUCUCUACGGCGGCGGCGGCGGCGGCGGCGGAGGCGGCGGAGGAGCCUAUUCCCGGCGCGCCGGCGGCCGCUGGUUCUCCCGCCUGCUCGAUUCGCCCCGGGCGGCCUCUCUCGGCAUUGCCGGCGCUCUGUUCGCGACCUCCGCCGCGUCGGCUGCCCUGUCCGGCGAGGUCCUCGCGAAGGAGCCGCCGUCGCCCGAGGUGGUCCCGAAGGAGGUCGUGCUCUACCAAUACGAAGCUUGCCCCUUCUGCAACAAAGUUAAAGCAUUUUUGGACUAUUAUGACAUCCCCUACAAGGUUGUUGAAGUAAACCCAAUUAGUAAGAAAGAGAUAAAAUGGUCCGAUUACAAGAAGGUUCCUAUACUGAUGGUGGAUGGCGAGCAGCUAGUUGACUCAUCAGUUAUCAUUGACAAGCUGGGUCGAAAAAUUCUUCCUGAAAAGUCAGCCAAACCAGCCACAGAAGAUGAUGACGAUGAAGAGAAAAAGUGGCGGAGAUGGGUUGACAAUCACUUGGUGCAUGUCUUAUCACCAAACAUCUACAGGAAUACCUCCGAGGCUCUCGAGUCAUUUGAUUAUAUCACAAGCAAUGGUAAUUUCAGCUUCACUGAGAAAAUUACGGUAAAAUAUGCUGGAGCUGCUGCAAUGUACUUUGUAUCCAAGAACUUAAAGAAGAAGUACAAUAUUACUGAUGAACGUGCUGCCCUCUAUGAUGCUGCGGAGACAUGGGUUGAUGCCUUAAACGGCAGGGAGUUCUUGGGGGGCUCAAAGCCUAAUUUGGCUGAUCUUGCCGUCUUUGGUGUUUUAAGACCGAUCCGUUAUUUGAGAUCUGGUAGGGAUAUGGUGGAGCACACUCGUAUUGGUGAAUGGUACUCAAGAAUGGAGAGUGCUGUGGGAGAGUCCUCGAGGAUUAAGGCUUAAACUGGAAUCCUGGUAGAUUCAGGAACACGCUUUCUGCUAUUUAAACUAAUGCUCGCUAAUUGGUUCUGUAUCCCAGUAUGGCCAGCUGUAAAAAGAGACGAGUCCAUAAUAUUCUUGAUUUUUUACCUUCCAAGAUUUAUAAUAUUUGGUGGUAAUGUCUUACCAAAAGUUUUGGGAUUCUUUCAUCAUUGUUUCACCUUGUAAUAAUUUCCAACCGAUAUGAAGGAAAGGAGGAGUUUUAUA